AUCAACAGCAAUCACAUUUCCUGUCCCCAGACCACGAAUUUCCGACACUUAACUUCUUUCCGCCAUGACCAAACCAACAAUUCCGGCCCAGAGUAUUCACGAUGUUCUCAGCAAUGUCCUACCCAGAAUCGAAAGCCAUGUUGAAGCCCAAAGAUCCGCACCCAGCAAGCGCCCAUUCAUUUUAGGCUUAACCGGCCUCCAAGGAAGCGGAAAGUCAACAUGGACCGACGCGCUCGUACAAGCUCUGAAUGAUGAAUAUAAAUACAACACAAUGAACAUAUCUCUCGACGACCUUUAUCUCGACCAUGACGACCUUAUCCAAGUACGCGACAACAACCCCUCCAACAGACUUCUCCGAACUCGAGGACAACCCGGGACGCACGAUAUCGCGCUUGCGGUCGAAUUCUUCGACGGUUUAGCGAGGCCUUCGGAGAAAAUAAUCCCAUCGUUCGACAAGAGCCUAUUCAAUGGAGAGGGCGGGCGAGCGCCCCAAGACAUAUGUCGUCGCAUCCCAGCAGGCGUGACCGUCGACAUUGUCAUUUUCGAAGGGUGGUGUGUUGGGUUCCAACCUUUACAAGAAGACGAAAUCAAGCGUCGCUGGAACCACGCGAAAGAGGUCUCCACAGAAGGCAGCUUGAAACAGACGCUGGGAGAGCACAAACUAGAGCAUUUGCUCAAGGUUAACGAAAAUCUCCGUCAAUACUGCGAGUUGUUCAUGGGACCGCAAAAUUUCGACUUUCUCAUUCAUCUGGAUACAGAUGAUUUAGUCAAUGUCUAUGGAUGGCGCCUCGAACAAGAGCAUGCGCUGCGAGAGAAGAAGAAAGGGGCUAUGUCUGAUGAGGAGGUUGUGCGUUUUGUCAAGGGGUAUAUGCCUGCUUACGAGCUGUAUCUUGAUCAAUUACGAAGUGGGUUCUUCUCAGGUCAGGGGAAAAAAGGGCAGUUAUCUGUGGUUUUGGACGAGCGAAGGAAAGUUAUGGCAAUUCGUCUUGUUUAACGUUGUAUGGGUACAAGGUCCGUUGGCUGUGUACGAUACGGAGCCGUUUAUAACAUGUUUUCGUGUAUUAUCCAAGGCCCAUCAGCCACGCUCCAUAGAUCGUUCAUGAAAAGGUAGGAUGGAUCGGAGAAGGAGAAAGGAUCCUGUCCAAGGCCUUGGUUGAGUACGGCGUUGCUGUUCGCCAUGUUGCCAAAUAUUAGACCGGCUGAUCUUUGUGGGUUUGAGUGAGCGCCAUCGUUCAAGUUCAUGUCCAUCAUAUUACUUGAAUUACGGGGAGUCGCGGGUUCGGCUGGGUUAACACCGUGAGGGCCAGGGUCGGUCAGAGGUUCAAACUGUUGCGAACUCGUUGAAGGCGAAAGACCAUGGUACAUUGUAGGCCCAGUCUUGUGGAUGUUCGAAAAUUCAGAGUGCAUGCCCAUCGAAGCAGAUGGACGACUUUGAUGCUGAGACUCCGGUCUUAUUGCCCUCCCGGUAUCUGAAUGGCCGAGCUGUGAGGCGUUUCCAUCGAACAAAGCCCCUGCGGCGUUUUCGUGGUCUCUAUUGGACUGGUUCAUCGACAAGGCAGAUACCAUACUUUUGAUCCCCUCGAUGCAUGUUUC
Molecule: messenger RNA, 1593 nt
Organism: Aspergillus welwitschiae
Lineage: Eukaryota; Fungi; Ascomycota; Eurotiomycetes; Eurotiales; Aspergillaceae
Product: P-loop containing nucleoside triphosphate hydrolase protein
Exons: 1
Coding region: 65-994 (309 amino acids)
Cellular component (GO): cytoplasm
Source: RefSeq, a predicted model, not a curated record